GUGUCGACCGCGGCCUACGCCAGCAGCACGUUUGGCGUUUAUCGUGUUAUCAUUAAGUGGUCACUGUACGUAUCAACCGAUACGAACACGCGCGUACAUAUAUCGCCUUCUCGUGAUCGCGCUAUUGCAAAUUUCUUAUCAUUUUUUAGAGUAUUUUCGAUCGUCUAUAUGCGCGAGUAAUUUAUGUAUAAUUUAAGUACACAGUGUUAUUUAUCACGAAAAGCUCUUAUCUUCGCGAGAAAUUCGUUUUGUCGUCUAUUUUUACCAUUUUUUGAAUCAAUUUUCAUUUUUAUUUACAAUUUUUUCGCCCCUUCGGAUCAAUCCGCGAAUUAUUGUGCUAGUGUAUGUGUGUGUGUGUGUGGUGAUGUGCAAUGAUAAAUAGUAAAUUAGUGUACAUGGUCGCGAUGAUGUGUAAACGAUGGUGAUGUUUUCCUUUCUGCCUAAAUAACAACGUCCUGCGGCGUGUUUGUUUGUUUAUUUAUUUUACACGCAGAGAUUUUUAUAUUGAUCGCGAGUAGUAAUACGUUGGGUCGAAUUUCAUUCAUAAACGACCGUACUAUUAGUAAAUUUGCGCAGUGUCGAGUCGUCUCUCAAGAAUAUUACAACGAUGUAAAGCUAUAAUCACCUACGAGGAAUGUUCAAAAUACAAAUGUUGGAGCAUUUCGUUCAAACAGAUCACACCGAGACGAGAAGACAGAAAAAUGAAGGCCAAUUGUAUUGUCAAACGCAAAAUUACGGAAGUCCAGAUUCUUUGGUUUUACAUAGCGGACACGAACGAUUAAAGGGUACCACGCCGGAUUUAUUCGAAUUACUGGAGAGAGUACAAUGCAGUCGACUGGACGAUCAGCGUUGCGUGUUGCCUGCUUAUUUCAAGGCUAACAGAGAAGACAAACAGCAAAGCUGUUCCAACAAUGGAAGCGGAGGCGGAACAGGAACGACGACAACGUCGCCCAGCUGCUCUCAACAUCUACUGGAAGAAGCGCUGAAAAUGAGGCCUCCUUAUCCGACCAUCAUUCUACCGACUCAAGGAGGCUACUGGCUCGAUGGAAAUGAUCAAUACGAUCCCGGUCAUAAUUCCGUAUCGGGCACCAAUACCAAUACCAAUUCCAAUUCUAAUUCCAAUUCCAAUUCCGGCGUUUAUAGUUUUAAAUUCGAGACCGACGAUACAGCCAAAUGUUACCGAAAAUUCUUCAUGGGAAAAGAACACUGUAAUUUUGUCGGCAAAGACGAGAAUGUAGGACCUAUUUUAUUAAGUAUGAGAAAUGAAACUAUAGCAUCGCAAGAAAAUACAAGGUUGUUAUUACGACUGAAAACUGGUACGAUGCACGAACUAGUCCCUAAUACGUGUUUACCAACGGCACCUCAUCAAAUAGCUAGGUUUCUAAACGAUCAGAUAACGGUGUCUGGUCUUACUCCAGUAUUAUGUCCGCAAGCUUCGCAAUUGAUCGCCGAUUACGACGAGCAUGUAAUAGUAUCGCAAUUCAAGUUCGGCGUUUUAUACCAAAGACUGGGUCAAACGAGCGAAGAAGAAUUAUUCUCCAAUCAACGCGCCAGUCCGGCUUUCCAACAGUUUCUCAAUUUAUUAGGCAAAAAGAUACAACUCAAGGAUCAUAAAGGUUACCGAGGUGGUCUCGACACUCAGUUUGGGCAAACUGGCGAAGAAGCAGUCUACGAAACGUUUAAAGAUCGAGAAAUAAUGUUCCACGUCUCAACCAUGUUACCAUACACCGAAAACGAUCCUCAACAACUUCAAAGGAAACGUCACAUAGGAAAUGAUAUCGUGGCGAUUGUAUUCCAAGAAGAAAACACGCCUUUUUCGCCAGAUAUGAUCGCUUCGCAUUUCCUACACGCCUUCAUCGUAGUCCAAGUGAUAGAUCCGAACUCACCAAAUACAAGGUACAAAGUACACGUGACAGCUCGAGACGACGUUCCAUUUUUCGGUCCAACUUUACCCAACCCACCGAUAUUCCGACAUGGGCCAGAAUUCAAGGAAUUUCUGCUGACCAAGUUAAUCAAUGCCGAGAAUGCGUGUUACAAAGCUCAAAAAUUCGCCAAUUUAGAGCUUCGCACACGAUCCUCUUUGCUGAAUUCAUUAUGCGACGAAUUGCGCGAUAAGACGAAAGAAUUCAUCGGUCACGAGCCAGAUUUUGAAAAAAGCCGACACGAAACCGGCGGCGGAAAUCCAAACGCUGGUAGCAGAUUUAUAGAAACUGUACGAAAAGCCUUGAUAGCCAAAGUACGCAACCAGAACAUCAGCAAUCAGGCUCACGAGACGAAUAACAACGCUCUGAAUUCCAGUCACAAGAAAAUUAGUUCCACAUCCUUAGAUACGUCCGUUCAUUACGGUUCAUUCACGCUGCCCAAAAGCGCUUCUGGUAGCAAAAAGAGUUCCACCCCGUCUCCCGUUUCCACUCCGGAUAUGCAACCUAUACAUACAGCUCAAAGAACUUAUGGAAAUUCCAGGACCACCAUAUCUGAGAGCGAUUCUUCGUCGUUGAAUAGCGUAGAUUUAGACGGCGCGGUCACCUACGCCGACAGUGAUACCGGACUCGAAAGCAUGUCCUCAGCUGAAACGCCCAACAAGCAAUGCAGCCUUUGCGUAGAUUCCAAUAAUGACAAUAGAGUUGAGAAUUUGAAACAAGAAGUUACGAGACUGAAAUGCGAUAAGCUGGACUUACUCAGGCAGAAUGUCACUUGUCAAAGGGAAAUAAAAAGACUGCGAGAAAAAGAAUUACAAUUUCAAUCGGAUCUGACUGCUGCUUCCAAAGAAAUCCUCAGAUUACGAGAGAUUUUAAAAGAUUAUAAAACGACAACACCAGAAGGAUCUCCGAUAUGAAACAGGUUUACGUAAUUUUACGACAAUUAUACGAUGUAUAAUAAUUAUCAUUUCCCUUCUUUUCAUUCUAUUCCUAGUACACAUUUUUGUAUGUAUCACGGACCGCAUACCGUAUUACGUAGAAUUUUUUUUUUUUUUUGUAAGAACUUUAAUUGAAAUAAAAUGCCUUCCGGAAUAGUUUAUUUUUCGAUCCACGAAGCUUCUCGUAUGCUCAAACUAUUCACCAUUUUUCAAAGACUACACCAAGAAACAAGUUGGAUUAUUCUUCUUCCUUCAUCUUCACUCUCUUAUUGAUCAUUCCGGAACGCAUUUCGUGUUUGUAUAGUUUAUUUUGUUUUUGUUUCUGUUUCUUUUUUUCUUUUUUUUUCGUAAUCGAUACAUAACUUUCCUAUGAUUUUAAAAAUUUUGAAAUAAAUAAAAUUAAAAAAAUCAACAUAUGUAUGAUAUAUUACACGUUAUAAAAAAAAACCAAAGCUAGAUUUAAGUUACUAUUAUUAUUAUUUUCUUUUUUUUUUUUCAAUAUGUUUAAGCGAAUACUAUCUCUUCGUAUCAUUAUUAAUUGUUGAUUUUUUUCCAUAAUUAUUUAUGUACCUAUUUCUUCUCUGUUUUUUCGAAAGUCAAUUACGAUAUAUUAGCAUUUUUUUUUCUAAAUGUUUGUCUACAAUUUUAAUUUCUUUUUUGUAAAAGCAAAUUGUUCGUUGAUACGUAAAUUUGUUUCCUGUCCAGUUGUAAAAUCCUGUAUUGUGAUUUAAGUAUCAAUUCAUUUUUUCCGAUUAAUUUUUUUAAUAUCAAACUAAAUGACCAUCUUUAUAUACAUAGUAAUAGAAAAAUCAUGUCAAUUAUGCUGUAUCUAUCUACAAUGGACCGUAGACCCGAUCGAAUCUUUAGCAUUAUAAUGCGAUUCAAUUGAUUUAUUUUCUUAUUUUUUUUUUAAAUUUUAUUUUCACACUGUAUGGAGACGCUUUGUUUGUUUUGAUGAUGUGUUUUUUUUUUGUAUAAGAAUUUUAAAUUCUGUAUUUUUCUUUCAUUCUGUUUUCAUGUAUGUAUUUCAUCAAUAAAGCAUUUAAAUGUGAA
Molecule: messenger RNA, 3910 nt
Organism: Planococcus citri (citrus mealybug)
Lineage: Eukaryota; Metazoa; Arthropoda; Insecta; Hemiptera; Pseudococcidae
Gene: RapGAP1
Product: Rap GTPase activating protein 1
Exons: 13
Coding region: 635-2836 (733 amino acids)
Biological process (GO): regulation of small GTPase mediated signal transduction; activation of GTPase activity
Cellular component (GO): cytoplasm
Molecular function (GO): GTPase activator activity
Source: RefSeq, a predicted model, not a curated record